Oryzias melastigma (Indian medaka) is the source of this 866-nucleotide messenger RNA. Its product is annotated as lipocalin. NCBI's taxonomy places the organism in Eukaryota, Metazoa, Chordata, Actinopteri, Beloniformes, Adrianichthyidae. Gene Ontology annotation, molecular function: small molecule binding. The record is from RefSeq and is a predicted model, not a curated record. The coding region runs from base 77 to 619 and encodes 180 amino acids. The transcript has 6 exons.
UAAGAGGACUCGGCUCGCUGUACCCCUUUACUUUGCUUCGACUGAUCGUGCUGAGGAAGACGACACAAGAGGAGCCAUGAAGAUCACACUGCUGCAGGUUCUGGCGUGCGCUCUGGCUGCAUGUGCAGAUGUCGUUCCUGUGGGAGAUUUCAGCCUGGAGAAGAUUGCAGGGAAGUGGUACAUGGUCGGCUUCGCCACCAACGCUCAGUGGUUCAUCAAUCACAAAGACACAAUGAAGAUGGGAACUGCUAUGCUUGUGCCGACCGAAGGAGGAGACCUGGAUUUGUCUUAUGCCAAUCUGAAUGCUGAUGGGACCUGCUGGAGAAUGACUCACCUGGCCAAGAAAACCGACACUGCUGGACGCUUCACCUUCCACAGCCAGGCUUGGAACAAUGACAACGACAUGCGUUUUGUGGAUGUUGUGUAUGAUGACUACGCUCUGGUUCACACCAUCAAGACCAAAGAGGGAACAUCGGAGGUCCUCAACAAGCUUUACAGUCGUACUCCUGAGGUCAGUGAAGCCCUGCAGCAGAAGUUCAUUACGUUCUCUAUGGACACCGGCAUCUUAGCUGACAACAUCGCUUUCCUCCCUAAGAAUCAGGAAUGUCCCGAGGCCUAAAUGAUGGCAUGUUUCCCAGAGAAGUCCCCUCACUGUGAUGUCUGCUGCUUCACCGAGCUCCUCACAAACUCUGAUCACUGCUGCAAACCAAAGAUUUGAUUUCAGACGACAUAUUUCUCCUCAGCUCAGUGGAAUCACACAAAAGCAAUAAAAAUAGGUAACAUGGAAAAGAGCGCAUGACGUUGAAGGUCCUUUUUGUAACUGCUGAACUCCUUUUUUUGAGUUUUGUUCCUUUUUUUAAAUCAUC